AACAACCUCAACGUGACAAAUGCAUGACCUUUGCGUGACAAUGUUUUGAUUGCGAAAUAACAUACAAUUUUUGCGAAUUCAAAACUGCGAAAUGCUGAGAAGUCAUCUCACCAAUUUUCCAUUUUCAAAAUUCGUGAUAAUUCAAGAUACUCUACAAGAAAGAGGCAAACCAAUCUUCGAUUUUGUUCUGAAAACUCAUUUAGAACGGUCCAGGCACAAGAUCCAUUACUUUGUAUUCCAUGAAAACUUCAGUCAAGUUAAAUCCAAUAUUGGUAAUGAAAAUGAUGUUAUUCUUCAUGAUUUUGUGACAGACUCUAAAGGAUGGAACUAUGCUAGAUGGGGCUCUGAUGGAUGGGACAGUGUAAACACUCCUAAAGUAUUUGAAGAAGUUGUGAAAAAUGUGAAUGAGAAAGAUGUAGUUUUUGUGGACUCUUUAGCACAUGUCAUCUACCUGUAUGGUCUAGCAGAAACAUACAGACUGUUCAGUUAUUUAAAAGUGGAAACUGGAGUUGCACAAAUAAUAACAGUGCUACAUCUAGAUCUUCUUAUGGAAGAUGUCAAGGCAGAAAAAUUGUUUGAACACUUGUGCACCUUCAGCUUACAUUUGGAUCCAAAAUUCAAUUCUGAUAAUGGACGUAUCCAGUAUGUCUUCAAGAAACUAGGAGGAAAAAUCAUCAAGGAGAUAGAGGAAUACUGGUUUGAAGAUGGUAUACUGUUUUCAAAGAAAAUUGAGAGACUGGAUCCAAAAAAGCUGCUGGAGAAAUCAACUCCAGUAGAUGUCAAUCCAGAGACUUUAUCUACUUUUAAGAUUGCCUUGAGUGAUAAAGAUAAGGCAUCAAGGGACAGUCUUGUUUUGCCUUAUUUGCCCAACAGUGAACAAACAGAUUCUCAAGAUGGUGGACGGAUUUUCUAUCAGUUUGAUGAGAUUGAUGAUUGGGAUGAAGAAGAUCCAGACGAUGACUUGGAUAUUUAGAGAAUGGUUAAGAAACAUAACCAUGCAACUUAAUGUGUUCAUCAGAGUUCAGUUUAUAUGUAAGCUUUAACCUAAUUAUUAUAUUAUGAUAUACUUAUACAAUAAUUAACAUCACACUUUGGGCAGUUUUCUUCCUGAAUUUCUUUCUAUGUCCUGUAUGAUGAAUAUCUAUUUGUUAUACAUCCAUGCAACAACUGAUUGCUGUUACUUUAUUUUUUUUGAUGAUAUGAAGUUAUAUCAUGUUUGAAUAUAUUAUUUUACAGGUAAGUUUGAAACAUAUUUUAUUCUCUCUGGUACUUUAUUUUUUGCAACUUACAUGUUAUAGGUAUGUUGCAAAGUUUCAAAUCAUAAUAUUGAGUUUUAUGAUUUUUGAUCUCCAACUGACUUCUUCCUUCUAAGGAAUAUAUCUUUCAAUUUGUCAUUUUUCAAUGGUUAUCAUGUUUUACUUUUGCAGUUUUCAAAGCCUUAUCUUUGAAUUUAUCCUCGAUCUCAUGUAGCGCCUUUCCCUUGGUUUCCGGUAAAUAAAAACAAACGAAAACUGUCGCAACUGUCGCCACGACACUGUAAGUCAAAAAAGUCCCACUGGUCCCCAAUUCUGCCAACAUCCCCGGGCUGGUUUUAACCACGGUAAAAAAUGCCGUAAAUGCCAUAAACGAAGAAAUUCCACUACCAAUACUCCUUGUUUUCAUAGGAAACACUUCUCCAAUCAUGGCCCAUGGUAAAGGCACAAAACCCACGGAAACGAAUGCUAUGUAAGCUACAAGCGAAGUCAUGGGGAUGUAAGUGCCGAAAGUGAGGUUAGGGUAGAACUUUGCGAGGUAUAUCGAAGCGCUAAGAGAGAUGAGUGCUAGGGAUGUCCCUAUUCCGCUUACUAUAGCUAGUGGUCUCCUGCCCAGCCUUCUCAAUAAAAUACAAGCUAAUAUCGACAUCAAAACUCUUAUGGUAUCUACCGUUAGCAUCGCUACAUAUUCGUUCACUCCUUCUCCUAUGGUUUUCUUCAUUAUCGUUACAGUGUAAAAAGUUAUAGCAUUGAUUCCAGCCCACUGAUUGGCUACUAUAAAAACUACAAUGAUGCCAAGCGGUUUCAAGAAUUCCGGUACUAGUAGCUCGUCUAUCCUGUCUCUGAUACUUGUUGCUUGUGACGUAGGCACUUGUUGCUUUUGUCUUUCCAGCAUUAUGGUUAGUUCUUUUUUCGCUUGUUCCGUAUGUCCUCUGCACCAAUAGAACGAUUUUUCCGCUUUUUCUUGGUCUUGCUUUUUGGCUAAAAAUGAUGGAGAUUCGGGUACGAAAAGUAGGAUCAGUUGGCUCGCGAUAGGAAGCAGGGAGCUGAUCAAAGCUGUGGUCCUCCAAUGCAAAAACGUGCCUAGCAAGUGUGACAAAAACAGACCUAAAAAAAUAAAGAAGGAGCAUUAUUUAUAUUUAUGAAGAGAACAUUGUGUAUCGUCGAGUUAUCCCGUUUGUCC
This is a messenger RNA of Phaedon cochleariae (mustard beetle), 2436 nucleotides long. The record is from the annotation of a GenBank genome assembly. NCBI's taxonomy places the organism in Eukaryota, Metazoa, Arthropoda, Insecta, Coleoptera, Chrysomelidae.